Molecule: messenger RNA, 2333 nt
Organism: Epinephelus lanceolatus (giant grouper)
Lineage: Eukaryota; Metazoa; Chordata; Actinopteri; Perciformes; Serranidae
Product: cerebellar degeneration-related protein 2-like
Source: RefSeq, a predicted model, not a curated record
UUGAGAUGAGCACACACCGGUGCCGGUUGCAGGCGUGCAGACAGCGCCGGGAGGGACGCGGACUGAACCGUUCAUCAGCAUUGUGUCAUGAUUAAAAAUAAUCCUCAGACUGUGUGACUGACUCUUUAAACCGUGAAGAUGCUGACAGACAUGAUCGUGGAGCAAGAAUUUGAGAUCAAGGAGGAGGAACCGUGGUACGACAAGCAAGACCUUGAGCAUGACCUGCAGCUGGCUGCCGAGCUGGGGAAGAGUCUUCUGGAGCGAAACAGGGAGCUGGAGCAAGGGCUGCAGCAGAUGUACUCCACCAACCAGGAGCAACUGCAGGAGAUCGAGUACCUAACGAAGCAGGUGGACCUCCUCCGGCAGGUCAAUGACCAGCACGCUAAAGUGUACGAGCAGCUGGACGUGUCGGCUCGAGAACUGGAGCACAGCAACCACAAACUAGUUCUGGACAACAGGACGGCCCAGCAGAAGAUCCAGGGGCUGACAGAGACGGUGGAGCUGCUGCAGACGCAGGUGGAGGAGCUGCAACAUCAGGUGGAGGAGAUGAAGCUGAGUCCCUCUCCCCCUCCGAAGCCUCCGCACAGAGAGAAGUGGCCACCUCGCAGCACUCAGAGUGUGUCCUGCCUGAAAGAGCUGCAAAACACACUCAGGUAUGACUACGAUGAACCCUCAGAUGGCCUCCAGUCCUCCGACAUGUCGUGGCACGAAGAGGAGCAGGCGUCGCUUCGACAAUCCCUCCGCAACCUCCAGACUCAGUUCGCCAAUGAGCGUGCUCGGAGGGAGCAGUCAGAGCGAGAGGCCGAGCUGCUUGCCAGAGAAAAUGCAGCGCUGGAGCAGCAGCUGGCAGGGAUGGAGGGCUGUCAGGUCCGAGUGGCAGAGCUGGAGCGCGAGGCGGAGGAGCUUCGUCAGCUCUGGAAAUCAGAUUCCUCCCAGAGAUCCACCAGACCGGACGUCAUCCACAGCCUGCUGCGCAACUCCAUGUUCCUCAACGCGGAGGAGGAGAAUGAUGGCGCUGCAGAGAAAAGCCCCUGGGUCCUGAAGCGCUGGGACAGCGAGCGGCUGAUGAAGGCGACACAUAUGCCUGACUCUCCCGACAGGAUCUAUGACCACGAGUGCUCCUGCGUGCGUCGGGCCGAGGUGGUGAAGUAUCGUGGGAUCUCGCUGCUAAAUGAGGUCGACGCCCAGUACAGUGCCUUGCAGGUGAAGUACGAUGAGCUGCUGCGGCGCUGCCACCUGGUGCAGCAGGAGGAGGAGCAGGAUGGGCAGACCCAUAGGUCGGUCCAGACUGCAUCUCUCGCUGCCACUUGUCCUACUCUCACAGACAUGGGGGACUUUACAGACGACUUUCACCAGCCGGAGUAUAAGGAACUUUUUAGGGAAAUCUUCUCACGCAUUCAGAAAACCAAAGAGGACCUGAUUGAGAACAGAGGGCGACUUUCAGCUGGUGAAAUGCUGCCUAUUUUGCAUCAAUAGCUCGCAAAAAAAAGAAAGAAAAAGAUGCUUCAAGAUUUAUUAUUGUCUUCCAGUUAAAGAGCGACUCUUUGGAAAGACUCUUACAGCAGCACUUGACGUUAACUCUACACUUUACUGUAUGUUAUCCGCCCAGAAAUGGUGAUCGCCUUGGGAAGGGGUUAAGAGACGAGAGUGAUACAGGAACCAGAAGGCCAAACACCACCAGCUUAUGUCUCAGAUGAGGCUCAUUUUGCACAGAAACACCAGUGCCUAACGCCGCCGUCUCUACUGUGCAAUCACUCUACCUCACUUUGCACAAACAAACUCCUGAGGAAAUCAUUUCUGGGUCUUCCUUUAUCGGUAACACUUUAUUUUAUGGGUCCUAUAGUUUCCUAGAAAGAUGUAAGUUUCACAGAAAGUUUCCUGGAAAAUAUGUAAAGAUGUAAUUUGGUGCUAAUAACAGAGAGAAUGGUAGUUCAGCUCACAGGGUGUGGACUGUGAUUAUGAGCCUGCCAUUGGCCGCCUGUUUCAGAUGGAAUUCUCCCCUUCCACUAUCUGCGUGCUACAGUUUCCAAAGUCCCUGACGCUAUGUGAAACUAGUCCCGCCAAACCUGAGACACAAGACAUGAAACAACCUCUGAGCUAAAAACAGCAGCGCUCGCCUCCCCACCCUGCAAAUGUUCUACCGAAACAAGUUCCCUCCCAGGUGUAACCAAAAGACUUUUAGGUUACCCCUAACCCUAAAGUCUUGAAGUCAGUGCACAGUGGGUCAGCUAAACCAUCGGUUCCCAACUGGUCAAGCCUCAGGAUUCAGGUUUCUCCUUAGUCAUUAGUUCAAGGUCCUCACGGUUUAAUACAUUCAGCAUCAUACUUGCGCU